Portunus trituberculatus (swimming crab) is the source of this 2921-nucleotide messenger RNA. RefSeq names its product torsin-1A-interacting protein 2-like. Gene Ontology annotation, cellular component: membrane. The coding region runs from base 484 to 1647 and encodes 387 amino acids. The record is from RefSeq and is a predicted model, not a curated record. The transcript has 5 exons. Gene Ontology annotation, biological process: membrane organization. Gene Ontology annotation, molecular function: ATPase activator activity. Lineage: Eukaryota; Metazoa; Arthropoda; Malacostraca; Decapoda; Portunidae.
CCCCCUCCCACUACCAAGCUCUUCAUCUCACACACCUGCCAUUCACCUGGGACUGUACCCUUAGUGGUGGCCUACACAUUACCUCCAAGGGCCAGGUACCACACUGACUCUCCCUGCAGCCUUUCACACAGCAACAGUCCCUUAACUUAGAUGUCGCUAUCGCCUGCUCUCCACCCACGGAAGUCACUGGACUCACUGCCGGGAACAUCACAACACUAGAGUAGCCCAGUGACCAGUGCCUAGUGCCUACCCUCCUGGCACCCUCAGGCGGCCACGGCACCCCUCACGCCAGCCUGCCGCCCCACCGCCUCACAGCACCACCCCGGGAUUCACUGGCAGCGUCUUGUACCGGACCUGUACCGUGGUGUCUGUCUGUGUGUGUGUGUUUCUAAGUGAGCUGUGAGUGUCCAGGCCUCUCGUCGCAUGGGUGAGUGAGAGGUGUGCAGCAGGAAGCCAACCACCACCACCACCACCACAACCACCAUGCCACAGCGCAGGAAGGACUGUGGCUUCCAUCACAGCCCCUCACAGCCCAGUCACGGCCACAGGAGGGACGCCACACCCCCCCCGCCGGGAUCCUUCCCAGACCACAAGAUCACUAAUGAAGUAACCAAGAACACCAGCGACGAUGAAAGCAACAGCACCGACACCCCCACUGACACCACCCCCACCAAGACCCCUACUAGCUCAAGGGACCUCCUGGACGGCACUACGCAGCGACACCCUCUAGGCACCCCCCCGGAGACCAGUACCACCAGCAAACACCAGCCAAGAACGUCCCCUCACACCUCAGGGCAGACACAAUGCAGACUUCGCCCAAACACAAGUCCAGGGAAGGAGAGCAGAGUGGCACCAGAGGAAGGGUUAGAGAAGGCCAAACACCACCAGGGGCCCACACCAGCCUUGCUCAUCCUUGUCGUCUUCCUCAUUCUCCUUGGCAUUUACUCCCUGCAGCAAGCGAUAAGCAAAGCAGAGGAGGAGAAGCUGAAAAAACCACCCAAACCAAUAGCAGACAUUUACGCAGAUUUGAAACGCGAGCUGCAGAGUUUGAGCAGGGAGUUUAGCCAGCCUAGAGAGGUGUGGCUGGGGCUUCUGGGCCAGCUAGAGGCAGUAAUGGUAGAGGAACCUUUGCAACCAGCUGUGAUACUGUUUGUUGUGCCUGAUGACUCCCAGGGUGUGGCUACUUGUUUGUCUCAUCGCCUGGCUAGAGCUGUGCAGUAUGCGUUUGAAGACUCCCAGUUCGUGAUGUAUGACACACGCACCAGUGAAUAUCUUGACUCCAGCGCCCUCCUGAAGGUGGAGCUGGACGAGACCCUCAGGAUGCUGGAGAGAAGUCACGGUGCAGUGAUCCACAACUUAGAGAGCAUCCCAGGCCCUGCUGCCAUGAUCCUUCACGCCUACUGUGAUAAUGAGAACGCCCCUUAUAAACAGGCUAUCCUGAUCCUGCUUGUGGAGGUCCCAGGCACAUACAAAGACCUUGGCUACUCCAGAAGGCUUGACACACUGGUUGACGCUCACCUGGGGCGGCUGUGGGGGGCGGAGCUGGCAGAGAAGGAUGUGUCAGCGCUCAUAUCUCGCACUUGCAAUACGCCUGUUCUUAUUCGUCCAGAGAAACCAGAGAAGGUGUCUGAGAUGUGUCCUUUGUAGUGGUGGUGGUAGUGUGUGUGUGUGUGUGUGUGUGUGUGUGUGUGUGUGUGUGUGUGUGUGUGUGUGUGUGUGAGGGAAUACAAGUGUUAGAGAAAGAUAAAAGGUUGUAUGGAUAAUCAAGUGACAUUAUUCCUAGGUUAAAAUUCAUUAGUCUGUCCAAAAAUGUAAGUAAAAAAUAAUCAACAGAAAAAUGAGAAUAGAAAAGAAGAAUUAAGGAAGGAAGGAAGGAAGGAAAGGAGAUAGAAAUGAUGAAUGGGAAGGAAGGAAGGAAGAAAUAUUUGAGUUGAAAGAAAGGAAGCAAGUAAAAAGGAAAAAAAGAGAGAGAGAGAGAGAGAGAGAGAGAGAGAGAGAGAGAAUUUUAAAACACUACUUCUUACUAUUUUUAUACAAACGAAUAUUAUUAUUGGCACGUUUAUAUAAAUUUCUUACUCAUUAUUAAUAUUAUGUCAGAAUUGUUGCUCAAAAUGAUAUUAUGUAUAGUAUCUGUAUGUAUGUAUGUACUGGCUAGUCAGAGUGUGUGUGUGUGUGUGUGUGUGUGUGUGUGUGUGUGUGUGUGUGUGUGUGUGUGUGUGUGUGUGUAUUUAAUUCUAUUUAAUCCUAAUUUACUUACUUUUCCUUCUCUUAGACUUAUUAUAAACAAAAAAAUAAUUAAAACACCCAAAUAACCUCUCAUAUAUUUAUUAGAGAGAGAGAGAUAGAGAGAGAGGGAGAGAGUUUUAAUUAAGACGAAGGUUUAUGUAGGUUUAGUAUAGGUGUGUUGGUGGUAUGUGGGAUCCAACACUGUGCUAUAUAGGUUGAAAUCCUCUUUAGUGAGUUCAGAAUGCCCUUGUUUUGUCAUUCUCAGUAAUUACACCGUCACUUUCGAUUGUGGGACUGUUCUUUGUGAGUUUAUUUAUUGUUGCUAUUUAUUCAUUUUUUGUUUCAUUCCUACAUUUUGAGUGAGUAUAUCUUUACCUGUCUCACCCUUAUCAGAAACGCCUUCCCCUCUCACUCUGACAAUUUUCCGAGGCCACAGAGACAACUAGCUGAGUUUUUAAGACAGUUUCUCCUUUUAAUAAACUAGAAAUCUUGCCAAUCUAUCACCAGAACCAUAAAAACACCCUCAAAAACACGAGUAUCUUCAACUUGAGCGUGUGGAAAGCAAUGAUGGUGAGAGAGCAAAGUGUUUCAGAGUACAGGCCUUUCUGUGGUGCUUGGCUGGACUGGAGACAUGAACCCAUAAUGUGCAUGUCUCAGAAGGCAGGAACAUGAAAUAAAACAAUGAUAAUGACUGA